This is a messenger RNA of Nannochloropsis gaditana CCMP526, 573 nucleotides long. RefSeq names its product pleckstrin g- interacting region: mechanosensitive ion channel. The record is from RefSeq and is a predicted model, not a curated record. Gene Ontology annotation, biological process: intracellular signal transduction. The annotation marks the transcript as partial. The transcript has 2 exons.
ACAGGACACAAUUUUUGACAGGCUAAUGGUCGAGGAUCUUUGGAGAUUUCAGGGCAGGCAGAUCAUGCCUCAGCCGGCAUUCUUCGUGCGAAGGUAGAGUGUUGGAAGAUGGUGGAUCCCGUUUUCAGCACAUCCCGGCGACAAUUGCGGGGGGGCAGGCAGAUUUAUCCGCCUGCCUACAUACGGGAGCUGGCAUAUCUUAUGUAUUUGGGAUUGGAGAUCCGGGACCGGAAAGUGCCCAAGUCCAAGGUGGUGUUGCCGUCCUGUUUCAUUGGCGGAGAGGCGGUUUCAUGGCUGCACAUCAAGGGACAUGCCGCGUCUCGGGCUGAGGCGCUGAGGCUGGGGGACGAGAUGAUUGCCCUGGGCCUGGUGCAAACGUUGGCAGACGUGAAGACAGAGCGCCUCGAGCGGCCUCGGGCGGGGCCCGGCGGGAGAUCGAGCGGGAAGCACCCCCUCCCCUCCAUGCACGACUCCUACCGCCUCUACCACUUUACCUGCGACGUGGAGGACGCGGCCUGCGAGGGCCUGGGCCUGCCGCUGCCUUCCCCGUCCUCCCUACGCUUCCCGCCCCUC